AUGAGCUACGCGCUGCAGCGGCGGCUACCGCUGGGGCCGCUGGACCGGCAGGUAGCGCGCGCGGGCAUGCAGAUCUGCCACAGGAUCGUCAUGCAGCAGCUCUACAUCUCGCGCGCCGACGCGGCCAAGCAGUGGGUCGUGGUGUCCAACCCGUCCGAGGAGUGCGUGGACCUCACGGGCUUCCGACUCAGCUGCAGCGGCACGCGCGACGUCUUCCGCUUCCCGACCAGGUACACGCUGCUGCCAGGCGACGAAGUGACGGUCUGGUGCGCGCCCGGAGGCCUCAAGCUGGACGAGGACAACCUGCUGCAGCCCUACCUCUUCUGGACCAAGGCGGACGGCUCGCUGCGCCACGAGCCCUUCUUCUCAUCUAAAGCCAGCGCCAAUGAAGUGCUGCUACUGGACCCGUUGAUGGUUGAAGUGGCGUCCCUGCGCGUCGCUGCAGACGGCAGGAAAGAGUUCCGCGUGCUGCACUGCAAGUCGGGGCACUCCAGGACCGUCCGCAGCGAGAUUGACACUCGGUUCUGCGUCGGGUGUCUGUCUCCGCCUGAGUUCGAGACACGCACGUCGCGACCAAGUCCCGAGAGCGGGAAAAUCACGUCGCCGGCUCCAAAUGAGCGCGAGGUUUACGUGUUCUCGAGAUACUGGGGCGUGGUGUCGGACAAGUCGCUGUUCGAACACUUUCUGGCGGUCUUCUUGGUGCCGCUGAUUGAAUCGUUCCGCGCAGUGCUGAUCUACAUCAUGAUGUGCACGUUCCAACCGGUGUCCAAGAGCGGACUGGGUCCACAGCUGCGAACCAAGGUGACGACGUUGCUGCUCAUGAUGCUGGCGUGCGACGUCGUCUCGCGGAGACUUAUGCUGUUCAUCAAGAGUGGACUGCUUGUUACUAUUGCCAGCUUCACGUCCGUUGUACUGGAUCGCGUGGCGGUGGUGGUGCUGUAUUUGUCGCUGCAGAGGCUGUACCCGGCGCUGGGCUCGUCGUUCCAGUAUAUGCUCACCUUUGACUUGGGCAUUGGCUGUGUGAACGCUGCCGCGGUGCAUGUGCGGUUUCUGGAGGCAAGACGCGACUGGCAUCCGCUGUUCAAGCAGUUCGCUCGAUGGGGUCACCGCUCUCGAGGGAUCAUUUGUGCCUGUGGCAUUGGUCGCGAGCUGUUGCUUCACCUGCUGCUGCUGCUCCCGUUCAGCGAUCACCCGUCGCCUGUAUGGAAGGCUGUGGGUUAUCUGCUCGUGCCGCUCUUCACGGUGGCUUCGGGUGUCGACUUCUUGCGCGCUGUUGCCACCAUCCUACACAUGGUCAGAUACCCGAUUAAAGAGGCCCCACCCGUUGUGUUCUCCACGCCCAAGACUCUCCGCUUCCGAUCCCUUCGCCCGUAUAGUUAG
Messenger RNA from Phytophthora sojae, 1380 nucleotides. RefSeq lists its product as hypothetical. The record is from RefSeq and is a predicted model, not a curated record. The transcript has 2 exons. NCBI's taxonomy places the organism in Eukaryota, Oomycota, Peronosporomycetes, Peronosporales, Peronosporaceae. The coding region runs from base 1 to 1380 and encodes 459 amino acids.